Molecule: messenger RNA, 1849 nt
Organism: Danaus plexippus (monarch butterfly)
Lineage: Eukaryota; Metazoa; Arthropoda; Insecta; Lepidoptera; Nymphalidae
Product: androgen-dependent TFPI-regulating protein-like
Exons: 4
Coding region: 22-753 (243 amino acids)
Cellular component (GO): membrane; endomembrane system
Source: RefSeq, a predicted model, not a curated record
GGUAAGAAACGUGGACGAGUGAUGGCGAAGUUAAUAAGAACCGGUGCGAAUUUAUUAAAAUUAAGAAUAACAAUAUAUUCAAUUGCGUUGGCACAUUUAUUGAUAAUGUCAACGAAACUGUUGAAUAUUGACUUUGAAUCAUCCAAAGAUUUGAGGCUUCAUUCUUAUUCCAAACUGAAGUGGAGAUUAAUAACAACUUGGUUCAACCUAUUAACUUUGGGAUACAUGCCGAUAUGCUUAUAUUGCGACUGGCGCGAGAUGAGCGGGGAAGGUUCCCGGGUACACGUUAAAAUAUUGAACCAAUUUAGGACUUUUUGUUUUUCCAGUCUCAUCCUUCCCUCUACGGCGUUUGCAGAUAUUACAUUCUGGCAGCUUUGGAACAAAGAUCGUGAGCUUAUUAUGCCAGUUUCGGGUGAUGAAUUCAUAUCCAUAUGGUCACAACACAGUAUGCACACAGCUUCGAUGGUAUUUGUAAUUUUCGAUCUUUUAUGCGUGCAUAGGACACGACCGAAAAGCUUAAUCCCCGGACUCAUAGCUUUAGGCAUCUUCAACAGUAUUUACGUACUCUUGUGUCUGGACAGCUUUUUGAAAGGAGAAAUCAUAUACCCGGUAUUAAGAACUUUAUCAGUUUACAAGUUGUUUGUUUUGGUUGUUUAUUUUCAUAUUGCUACUUUGUUUUAUUACACGGCACAGUGGUUUAUAACAGAUCUAGUUCAUGGACAUUCUGAUUAUUCUAAAAAGGUUUUAAACUAACAUGUAAGAAAUAUUGAUAUUGUUUUUGUAACUUUAUAUUGGUUGAUGUCUUUUGAAUAUUUUAUGUAUAAUAUAUUCUGGCAAGUUUGUCAGUGUUUUUACUAUCUGUAAUAAUUAAUAAGGACUUAUUCUUUUCGUAUUACAUCCGGUAUCAAUCAGUGAAACUCCCGGUAAAAAUGGUAAAAGCGUUUUAGAGUCAAAAAUAUCAUUUAAGUAUAUUUACCUUGUAGGAGCAUACAUCAAAAAGCUCUUUUUUUACUUUGAAUAUAGUAAAAAGCGGUAAGUCAAUAUUCCAAAUACACUAGUUUUUUAUUUAUUUCAUAAGACUUUAUUUGCAUUGUACUUUUCAGUUUAUUUUAAGCACCAUAUCUAAAUUAUAUAUUAAGGUAAACUAAUAUUAAUUCAAAAUCCUGCACGUAUUGAACAUUUUGUAACGAAGACUGCUUUGGACAUCUUUGAAAAACUUUCGACCUCUUCGUGAAAACCUUACUUAGAAAGAUAACUUCCCGUUUCAACAAAGUUAUCUUGUAGCUAAAUUAAAUUCUUUUGAUAUAUUUUUAUAAAUAUUAUGAUGAAAUUGAAAAUAUAUAUAAUAAAUCAAUUUAGUUUCUGCGUUAAUGGAGAUACAAAUAUAAUAUUAUUGGGUUUUGUACGACUUUUAAUCACUAGAAAUGAUAAAAAAAAAGUUUUCUUCUAGUUCUACUAUAAACAAAUAUAUUUAAUAGGGAAGUAACUACAGCAAAAGUUUGAGAUAUAUGUCAAUUUUUAUUUUCAUAUAAAGCGUAAAAAAAAAUGUGGUGAUGAUAUGGCCGAUAUUUAUAUUAAGUCCUUGAAAAUCAAUAGUGAUAAAAAAUACUAUGGUUAUUUUUUAUUUAGCAAUACAUAUUAUUAAAUUUUCUUUGAAUAGUAAGGCUUCGUCGCUUCUUAAUCAUUGGACGCGUUCCCUCAGGAGAAGCUUUUAUAAAGUUAGACAGCAAGGUUUUCAGAAUAUUCUCCCAUUAUUUACUAAGGUUUUGCACCUUUAAAGAAAAUUAUUCUAAUUAUCUUUCUAUAAUUACGCCUCGUUGUUUCGUUAACCGACUUCUAUCUUAUUAUU